AUGAGAACAAGAUGGUGGAGGUCAAGACGGGCAUCUGCGGCCUCGACACCGACGACGGGCAAGGGCAAGCAGAUCCACCUCAUCCAGAUGCUGCUCCUGCCCUUCGUGCCCAUCAUGGCCCUCAUCAUCCAGAACUCCAUCAACAUGGUCAGCAUCCUCGAGUACCAGAACGACAUGCAGGAAACCAUCGACCAGGUCCAGAUCAGCACGGGCCUGGGCAACGUGACGGAGGCGCUGCAGUCCGAGCGCGCCGAGAUCGCCUUCUACCUCUUCACCAACGGCUCCAUCAUCCGGAGGAACCUGUCGGAGCACUUCGCCUACACCAACUCCCUCAUCGAGAACCUCAUCUGGCCCUCCUUCAGGAUCGACGACCAACUGUUCCAGAACAAGAUCCUGUUCCGCAUUCGCCUCGACGACUUCCGGGACAAGAUCACCAAGUUCGACACGCCCAACAUCGAGGCCGGCAUCGCCUUCUACAACAGGGCCAACUACAUCUUCCUGGACCAGCUGACGCGCGAGAUCAAGGAGAAGGACGCGUCGGGCGUGUGGCGGCCGCUCCUCGCCUACAAGAACAUGAUCCGCGCCAUCGAGCACCUGGGCAUCUCCAUGGUGUUCGGCGAGCAGUACUUCGGCAGAGGAGACCUGGACCAGAGCUCCUACAUCGCUUUCGUCACCAACGACGCCCUGGGCCAGGACUUCCUGAACGCGUCCCAGAACUUCGCCUUCUGGAUCGGGACGCGGUACCAGGCGCUGCAGAAGGACUACCCGUGGUACUCGAACAUCACGCGCCGUCGCCUGGAGAUCCUGGGCCGCGAGAAGAUCCAGCCCGACUUCGAAAAGGCCACCGAGUACUUCUACGCCAUGCUGGGCUACCUGGACGCCCUGCAGAAGGUGCAGUACGAGAUCAGGUUCGUGCUGGCGGAAGGAGACUUUUUGUUCCGUGCUUGGCAUUCAUUCAACGCCGCUGAGGCCGAAUCGCCCCUUGCUCCUCCCGCAACCCUUCUCCAACGCCGCGUCUCCCUCUCCGGCAGGAAGACGAUCGAGCAGACCAUCGUGCGGGAGGUGCAGGCCUCCAACAGCCACGUGGUCAUCGGCAUCGCGCUCCUGGCCGUCGUCCUCAUCAUCUCGCCUGUCAUCAUCAUUCUCGUGCGGAUGAUCACCAGGACCCUCCAGGCCUUCUCCGAGACGCUGCUGCACAAGACGCACGAGCUGAGGUUCGAGAAGAAGCGCUCGGACAAGCUGCUGUACCAGAUGCUGCCGUCCAGCGUGGCACACAGCCUGCGCAUUCCACAAAACGUGGCUGCAGAGACCUACUCGGCCAUCACCAUCUACUUCAGCGACAUCGUCGGCUUCUCCGAGAUGGCCAACCAGAGCACGCCCAUGCAGUCAUCUCCUCAUGAACGCCUAGUGACCCUCCUCAUUCCCUUGCUUCGCCAGGUCAUCUCCCUCAUGAACGGCCUAGUCAUCUCCCUCAUGAACGGCCUAGUGACCCUCCCUCAUUCCCUUUGCUUCGCAGGUCAUCUCCCUCAUGAACGGCCUAGUGACCCUCCUUCAUCCUUUGCUUCGCAGGUCAUCUCCCUCAUGAACGGCCUAGUCAUCUCCCUCAUGAACGGCCUAGUGACCCUCCCUCAUUCCUUUGCUUCGCAGGUCAUCUCCCUCAUGAACGGCCUAGUGACCUCCUCAUCUUUGCUCGUCAUCUCCCUCAUGAACGUGCUCUACAAGAUGUUCGACUCUCGCAUCGACUGCUACGACGUCUACAAGAUCGAGACGAUUGGCGACGCCUACAUGGUGGCCUCGGGGCUCCACAUGCGGGAGGAAGGUAAGGACCACGCGGCCGAGGUGGCAGCCAUGGCCAUAGACCUGCUCCAUGGCACUGAGAACUUCGUGAUUCCGCACAUGCCCGGGGAACGCCUGCAGAUCCGGAUCGGCAUCCACACAGGCCCCGCCGUUGCUGGGGUCAUCGGGACCAAAAUGCCGCGCUACUGCCUCUUCGGCGACUCCGUCAACCUCGCCGCCAAGAUCGAGGCCACGGGACUACCCUUCAAAAUCCACAUUUCACAAGACACCAAAGACUGCCUCGAUCGUGUCGGAGGAUUUAUCGUCAAGCUUCGUGGAGAAUUGGAAAUUAAGGGGCGCGGCGUCAUGGACACGUACUGGCUGACGGGCAAGCACGGCGUCCUCCCCGACCGCCGCAGGUACUCCGUUCGGGACGACGACGAGUUCAUGGCCGACAAACCCGCAGUCGGACGCCCCGCGCGGCGGCAAGAAGUCCAAGGACCAGUCCUCGGGGGCCAGCAAGCCUCCUUCAUCAGGAAGACUUUCAACAUCUGCAAGGAGUUCCUGGGCUGA
Molecule: messenger RNA, 2349 nt
Organism: Penaeus vannamei (Pacific white shrimp)
Lineage: Eukaryota; Metazoa; Arthropoda; Malacostraca; Decapoda; Penaeidae
Source: RefSeq, a predicted model, not a curated record